AGGACCCUGCGACCGCCUAUCAGUGAAACCUAUGAAAAAUUGCUGCUGCUUGCAGGCAAAGUAUCUACCUUUUAAAGAUGAGCCGUUUGUGGACCUGAAUCAGGAGGAUCACACUGAGGAGGGUCGCAGGGAUGUUCUCACACAACUUCAGGGAUGUUUUAUUUUCUUCAGUUUGUCAACUGUUUUAUUCGAAGCUGAGUUUUAUUUUGCGUGAAGAUCCAAGUUUGAGUGUUAAAAUGAAACAGAAUGAUUUCUAUGCAAGUCACAGAACAGAAGUGUCCCCGAGCGUCUGUCCGCAGCUGAUGCUGGAGCUGAAGGAAAUCAUGAAGCGAAGAAAAUACUGCUUUAUCUUCAAAAUAUGAAAACGCAUGUAUUCUUCUGGGAUGGAGCGCAGCGGUUAUUUCAAGCCGACACCUGCCCAUUUCGAGGUCUUGAACAGCUCGACCGGCACCAAUGUGACUUUGACACCUAAAACGGACGAAAAGCAAGAAAGUUUCGCUUUCCAAGUCACCUUGUCGUCAGUUCUGGGUCUCAUCACUCUCGCAACAAUAUUAAGCAAUGCGUUUGUCAUCGCCACCAUUUCCCAGUCCAGAAAGCUCCAGACACCGGCGAACUUUCUGAUCGCGUCGCUGGCCGUCACGGACCUUCUGGUGUCGGUGCUCGUGAUGCCCAUUUGCGUGCUGUACACGGUCACCCGCGAGUGGACCCUCGGCCAGGUCAUUUGCGACAUCUGGCUGUCCUCAGACAUAACCUGUUGCACCGCGUCCAUACUUCACCUCUGCGUAAUCGCCUUGGAUCGAUACUGGGCAAUAACGGACGCGGUCGAGUACGCCAAGAAACGCACCCAGGCGCGCGCCGCGGGGAUGGUGGCGACCGCCUGGAUCAUCGCCAUCUCCAUCUCCCUGCCGCCUUUCUUCUGGCGACAGGUGAAGGCAGGGGAGCUGACCACCUGCUCGGUCAACACGGACCACAUUUUCUACACCAUCUACUCCACUUUUGGAGCUUUCUACAUCCCUACGCUGCUGCUCAUCGCCCUGUACGGGCGGAUUUACGUGGAGGCGAGAAAGCGCAUUUUGAAGCAGUCGCCCAAAAAACCUGGCAAAAGACUCACUUCGGCACAUCUGAACACUAAUUCGCCCGCUUCGGUGGCUUCGACUUCGCCUUUGCAUUGUGGAAGGCAAGACCUUUGCUCGGACAGCGGGUCUCUGGGCAGUGACAAUCAAAUUAGAGUAACUGUGUCCGAUUCACUUCUGGAGAAAAAGAGAAUAUCGGCUGCGCGCGAGAGGAAAGCCACCAAAACCCUGGGCAUUAUAUUAGGAGCUUAUAUUGUGUGCUGGCUGCCGUUUUUCAUUUACACGCUGUUGAUUCCCCUUUGUUCGUCCUGCUUUUCUCCAGAACUCUUUGACUUUUUCACUUGGCUUGGCUACGUCAACUCACUCAUCAAUCCAAUAAUAUACACCAUGUCGAAUGAUGACUUUAAAAAGGCUUUUCAUAAACUCAUAAGUUUUAGAUGUUGCAGACGAUAGGAAAAAUAAGUAGCCCAUAAGGGAUAAUGAUCAGUCAGUCUAUCAUUAUCGCAACUGAUAUUGCGGAACUGUUAAAUGCUUGAUUCUGAUUGGCUGUCAGACGUCCAUCUAAGGUGUUGAUUGUUGCUCUGUAUCAGUCCCGCAUCACUUCGCCACAUUAAUUCAUGGACAAAGCAAAAAAGGAAACCAAUGAUAUAAAUGACAGCGACUGGAUGAAAUCAUUUACAUUUUUUUCUACACUAAUUAAUCUAAUAGCUGCAUUGCUUGUAAUUAUGCUGUUGCCUAUUAACACUGAGAGCCGCAGCAGAGGCAGGUAAUCACGCACAUACAGACACACACACACCCGCGCGCGCGCUCCCGCCCUCUCUUGUUCUCUGUCACAGACACACACACACACACACACACACACACACACACCCUUGGUCACACCAAUAACUGCUUAGAAACACUCAGAGUCUGUUACUAGUACAAAAAGUGACACUUUCGAAUUGCUAACGAUGGCUUGGUUUGUUUCUAAUCAGGAAGUAAA
This is a messenger RNA of Danio aesculapii, 2055 nucleotides long. RefSeq names its product 5-hydroxytryptamine (serotonin) receptor 1B (gene htr1b). Gene Ontology annotation, biological process: chemical synaptic transmission; regulation of behavior; adenylate cyclase-activating adrenergic receptor signaling pathway. Bases 369 to 1526 code for a protein of 385 amino acids. The transcript has a single exon. The record is from RefSeq and is a predicted model, not a curated record. Gene Ontology annotation, cellular component: plasma membrane. Lineage: Eukaryota; Metazoa; Chordata; Actinopteri; Cypriniformes; Danionidae. Gene Ontology annotation, molecular function: G protein-coupled serotonin receptor activity.